ACUCUCCAGUCUAAUCUCGCGCAGUCACGAAUAUUUAUCCCACCAGCCGUGGAGGGCGGGUUUAGUCGCUGCGAGCAACGAUGAGCGUGACUGUAGUCCUCGGCGCCCAGUGGGGGGACGAGGGCAAGGGCAAGCUCGUCGAUAUCUUAUCGGCAGAGGUCGACGUCUGCGCGCGGUGUGCGGGCGGAAACAACGCGGGGCAUACCAUUGUCGUGCCCAUGGGCCCCGAGAAGCUGCGCACGACCUUUGCGUUCCAUCUCCUGCCUAGUGGACUGGUCAAUCCCAAGUGUACUGGGCUGAUCGGGAACGGUGUCGUUGUCCAUCUGCCGUCGUUCUUCGAGGAGUUGGAUGCAUUGGAGAAGCAAGGGCUGGACUGCACCGGCCGGCUCUUUGUCUCCGACCGCGCCCAUCUAGUGUUCGACUUCCACCAGAUCGUAGACGGUCUGAAGGAAGUCGAGCUUGGCGGCUCGAGCAUCGGGACGACGAAGAAGGGCAUCGGACCAGCGUACUCCGCCAAGGCGUCCAGGUCCGGCCUGCGCGUGCACCACCUGUUCGACCACGACACCUUUGCGCAGAAGUUCCGCAAGGUAGUCGAGGGGCGGUUCAAGCGCUACGGCCACUUUGAGUACGACACCGAGGGCGAGAUCCAGCGAUACAAGCAACUCGCUGAGCGGCUGAAGCCGUAUAUCAUCGACAGCGUUACCUUCAUCCACAAGGCCCUCGCGGACGGGAAGAAGGUGCUGGUCGAGGGCGCGAACGCGCUGAUGCUCGACCUCGACUUUGGCACGUACCCCUUCGUCACGUCCUCCUCGACGACCAUCGGCGGCGUCUGCACGGGCCUCGGGAUCCCGCCCAAGAAAAUCGGGCGGACCAUCGGCGUGAUCAAGGCGUACACGACGCGCGUGGGCGGGGGCCCGUUCCCCACGGAACAGCUGAACGACAUCGGCGUGCACCUCCAGGAAAUCGGGCGCGAGUUCGGGGUGACGACCGGCCGGCGCAGGCGCUGCGGGUGGCUCGACCUCGUGGUCAUGAAGCACUCGUGCCUCAUCAACGGCUACGAUUGUCUCAAUCUCACGAAGCUCGAUAUCCUCGACGACCUCAGUGAGAUCAAGGUUGCCGUCAAGUACUUGGUCGACGGCAGGGAGCUGCCAGGCUUCCCCGCGGAUCUCGAUGUCCUCUCGAGGGUGGAAGUCGUCUAUGUUACCCUGCCAGGAUGGAGACAGUCGAUUGCUUCGACUACUUCAUUCGACGAGCUGCCGGACAACUGUAAGAAGUACGUCGGCUUCAUCGAGUCCUUCUUGGACGUUCCGAUAGAAUGGAUUGGCGUUGGACCUGGUAGAGAAAGUAUGAUACAGAAGAAAGGGAAAGUAGUCAAUUAAAGUUGUACUCGUGUAUCGCCUGGGACUUGGAAUAAAGAGCGUGGAUGAAC
This is a messenger RNA of Gloeophyllum trabeum ATCC 11539, 1429 nucleotides long. RefSeq names its product Adenylosuccinate synthetase. Gene Ontology annotation, cellular component: cytoplasm. Gene Ontology annotation, biological process: 'de novo' AMP biosynthetic process; IMP metabolic process. The transcript is spliced from 8 exons. Gene Ontology annotation, molecular function: adenylosuccinate synthase activity; GTP binding. The record is from RefSeq and is a predicted model, not a curated record. Lineage: Eukaryota; Fungi; Basidiomycota; Agaricomycetes; Gloeophyllales; Gloeophyllaceae. The coding region runs from base 81 to 1379 and encodes 432 amino acids.